Molecule: messenger RNA, 7755 nt
Organism: Drosophila mojavensis
Lineage: Eukaryota; Metazoa; Arthropoda; Insecta; Diptera; Drosophilidae
Exons: 8
Coding region: 863-7132 (2089 amino acids)
Source: RefSeq, a predicted model, not a curated record
GUUGUAAAGCAAAACAACUGCGCUCUAAAGUGUUCGUUCUUUUCAGAAUUUUACGUUUCAUGUGUAAUUAAACAAAAAUAUCAAAGUUGUGCAUUUAAAUUAUAAACAUAUGAUGAAUUGUUAACGUUAUCGAUGCUUGUGUGUGCUUACGCUGGUCCGUCUACAGCAAUAUAUGUAUUUUUUUCGCUAUGUGCAAGAGAAGACGCGGUGUCGGCGAUGUGAGUGUUUCCAAUCCAAAUGGUAGUGACAAGGUUGCUCCGCUUUAAAGCAAUUUAACUGGUUGCCUUCGAUUGACGGACUGACAACUGCACUAAAGCGAAAAAAUCAACAAUUCAACUAACAAGGAGAGAUAAUAAGAGAACGAGCAGAGAAAAAAAGCAUAAAAUCGUAAAAUCAGCAAAAUCAACACAAACUACUACAGUGCGUAAGCAAGCGGCAUUUGUACAUCAUUUUACUAGAAAAACAAACAACAGCUCUACAGUUCAUUUACGUUUUCAAAUAAACAAUAGUGACUAUUGCGUGUGUAUGAGAGAGAGAAAGAAAACGUAAGAAAAAACUUACGCCAGACAUAAAACAACGCGAGUUGCAAUUGGGCAACGUUUCAUUCAGGACAACCACAGCAACAACAACGAGAGUGAACGGAAGAGCGAGCUUAACAGCAUUAACGGUGCCCUUCUGGGUGCCACUGGCUGCGGCGCUAACACGCGCGUCGGUGGCCUUGACAGCUGUUUUUCUAGGACAUUGGGAUCUGCAGAGCAUAUCCCACAUCCCCUAUUGGAAAUCUACUUGGUUUUAUUUCGGAACUGACAACUGUCAAUUGUGUACGUUUUUGUAAUUUUAAUGGCAUUUCGUUGUUUGUUCGAUGCCACAAAAGAUGAACAAUGAACAAAUUGGUGUUUCAUCAAUAUCAUCAUCAGCGACAACCUUAUCAUCAUCCACAAUAUCCACAUCUGCAACAGCAACAGCAGCAGCAGCAGCAGCAGCAACUGCAACAGCAAGUGCAACUGCAUCUGCUAGCAAUAGCAGCGCAGCAGCUGCGCAACUCAUCAAGGCCAUAUCAACAGGCAGCGCCGCCAGUGUCGUCGCCGGCAACGCCAAGGACAAAGAUAGCAAUAUUGCCACAUUGGUAACGAAAAUCCAGGCUAUUAUUCCUGACACGCCAAUCGUUUCGAUUGCCGCCGGGACGUUGAGUGAGAGUACCUCGACCACCACAUCGACUAAGACGACGCCGACGCCCUAUUUCCAGGAGCAGCUAACCACCUUGAUGUCGCACAAUGUAAAGCUGGAGCAGCGACCCGCCAACGAUCUGUCCAACAACACCAACAGCAGCAGCAGCAAUAGCAACAGCAACAAUACUAACAGUAGUCCAUCGGCGACUGUUGUUGAUCUUAGCCAGAAUCAUGUGGCGGCUGUUGAUAAGAAAAGCAACAGUAGCAGCGAGGGUGGUGCCGGCAGCGCUGCCAGCCAGGACAGCGCUGCAAACACGGCACAUCACAAUUUAAAAUUGACGCCGCUGCUCAGUAAAUCGGACCAGCCUGCGUCAGAUGUGAUUGCCGCGGCAACGGCGCUGCAUCAUCGACGCGGCGCCACCACCAAAGGUAAAACCCAGGAUGACCAAUAUGUGGGCAAGCGUCAAAAGAAUAAAAGGACAAAGUACGAUCCUUGGGAGGAUAGCGAAAUAAAUGAUCUCGACGACGCAUCAUUGAAGAAAUUGCUCGAGGAGGCCUAUUGGUAUCGCAGCCCUGGCGACAGGAAAAACAAAAGCGAGCGUUUUCUGCAAAUGCUUAAGAAGGCUGAGUACGACGAGGAGAACUCUUAUCGUCGUGUCAUUAAAAACUGCUUAACUCGCAACACGUCCGCAUCAUCAUCAUCAACGUCCAGCGGCUAUUAUGGCCACAGCAGUAGCGUAGGCAGCGGCGGCAGCAACUUCGGUGCGCACAAUAGCAGCAACAGCAACAACAAUACCUAUAGCAGCAGCAGCGGCUAUCAUAGCAGCAACCAUCGGACGGCAUCACAGCGUCAUAGGCAGUUCGGCUCUUUGCAGGAUUUAGUCGAGGCGACGCAUCGCAGCGAGCUGGCAACGACGUCAGCGGCGGCGGCGGCGGCAGCGGCAGCAACCCAACGUUUCAACUGUGAUUAUCAGCUGAGUGGCGCCAGCGGCAGCGGCAGCAGCGGCAACAGCAGCAACGCUCGAGCCAAUCGACGCCAACAGCACAACAACAACAAUAACAAUAGCAGCAGCAACAACAAUAGCAACAACCAAAACGCCACUCUGGUCCUGAAGAAGUUCAAGAUCAACUCAAACUCGUCUGUGUCGGCGCGACAGCGCGAAGGUGGCAGUUUGCCCAGCAGCGUCAACUUUGAUGCCAAUAUGGAUAUUAAGCAGAAGCUGACCGUUGGCGAGCAGAUGGUGCUCAGCAGUGUCAAUGCCAGUGGCAACAAUCACAACAAAAACAAUCGCAACAGCAACAGCAACAGUAAUGGCAGCAGCAGCAGCAACAACAACAGCAACAGCCUUCCCAGUCAGCUGAAUGAGACUGGCAACAUGGUCGUGCAGUUCGAUCAGGAUGGCGUGGCCAUCGAUGUCGCUGGCGGCCAAAUAUAUGAGCAGGAGGAGCUACAUUCGGAUGCGCAGCACAAGGAUAAGCCUGAACAGCCGCUGGACACUCUCACUCAGCAGGUGCAGAAGCAACAACAGCAGCAACAGAAGCAGCUGUCCGAUGCCAUAGACUCGGGCGCUGUUAAAGAGUUCCUAAUCGAUGAUCCGCUGCACUUUUUCAUGCUGGAGCAGUCUGCCAAGCAGCAGCAACUGCGGCAACAGCAGCAGCCGCAAUACGCCGCUGCGCCGUCCAAUGCUCCAGGUGCCAGUGGUGCUGGUGGCCCAUUCACGCUCACUCUGGACGAGCACAAGCGCAAAGUGGAGGCCGGCUACGUUUCGCUCAAUGACAGCUACACGGCGUGCUCUUCGGUCUACGGCGUCGGCAGUUCCACAUCCUCGGGCGCCGCCGGCCACGAUUCCGGCAAUUCCGCUGAUCUAUUCGCUGGCUCCGAUCUGCGUACGGCCAAAAUUGGACACAUGAUGACCGCGGCGGCCACAGCAGCUGUCGCUGCCUCGCACAGCGCCAAGUCCACAACGCGCCAGUUUGAUGAGAACGGCAACGCCCUGAACGAUGGCUACGCAGCCGUCGCCGCAGCAGCGGCGGCAAUCGCUGCUGCAGGUGGCACCGGCACCGGCACCGGCACCGGCAGCAGCAGCGGCAACGGCAACAGCAGCAGCAACAGCAAUAGCAGCAGCAGCAGCAGCAGCUCCGCCGCCAAUCAGUUCACGGCCAUGAUUACAGGCAACAGCGGCGCUCAGCAGCACCAGCAACAGCUGCAGCAUCAUCAGCAGCGCUCGAACAGCGUUGGCGGAAACAUGACGACACCGGCCAUGGCAUUUGCAGCUGUUUGUGCCACCUACAACCAGCUGCAGCAGACGCCCAUGAUUGGCGGCCCGCCGCAGCCACCCACCAAGCUCAAGGCGAAGAAGAAGUCGCAGCAGGAGCGGAACACCACCACGGUGGAUGUGGAGUCCGUGGCUGGGUAUCGCGGCAAGGAUCCGGUCGAGCAGCUGGUCAAGUACAUUGAGAACGACGGCGCCCAGCAGCAGCAGCAGAAGAAAAAGGAGCGCAAGAAGCAAAACAAGCUCAAGAAAUGUAAUUCGCUCGAAGAGCUGCGCAGCUGUGCGAAGAUGGAGGUCGACGAGCUGAAGCGCCAGUCGGCAACCACUGAGAUGAUGCGCAACAAGAAGGGUGGCAAGCACAAUUCCGCCUCCGUGGCGGACAUCAAUAAGAACUGCAACAAGGAACAGCAACAAUCACAGCAGCAGCAGCAGCAGCAGCAGCAGCAGCAGCAGCAAUCAUCCCAGCAGCAACAGUCACAGCAGCAGCAACAGCCAUCGGCGCCACGCAAGGGCGAACGUCGCUCCUGGGGUACCGAGGAGCUGCAGUAUUUGGGCGAGCCCGCGUUGAACGACAGCAGCAACACCAGCGGCAACAACAGCAACUGCAGUGAGCCAGCAGCAGCGGCAGCAGCAGCAGUAGCAGCAUCAUCAUCAUCACAGAUAUCGAUGACGAGCGGCACAAUGCCAUCGCUUGAGCUGCCCUCAUUGGCGCGCAUGUCGGAGAUUGAGGCUCUCAAUACGGUGCUGACUGAGACGGCCGAGUUCCACGUGGUCACCAAAAAGAAGAAACCAAAGAAGCAGCGUGCCGUUACCAUGGACGAUGCGGCCGUCGCGGCAGCUGCCACAACCGGCGGCAACUUGCAGCGCAUGCAACAGAUCACAAAGUCGGCAUCGUCCAAUAUGAUGUCGCAACGCUUGCGCGGCAGCAACAUGGACUAUUACAACAACAACAGCAACAACAACAAUUAUUAUGCUGCACACACCGGCUACAACAGCAACAAGCAGCAGCAGCAACAGGUGCAGCAGCAGCAGCAACAACAACAACAACACGCCACAACAGCAACAUCAGCAACAGCAACUGCAGCUGCAACGACAACAGUUGUUGCUGGCACACAGGAUAAUUCACGUCGCAAGUCCACAUCGUCCAUGCCGCCAUCGGAGAAAUCUGAUUCAAGUGAUCUCGACUCGGUGCACUCGCUGCCCAUACAAACUGGCAAGAAGAAGAGCAGCAACAAUAAGCGUUCAGCAGCCGCCGCACAGGCCAAACAGAAUAACAAUAACAACAAUAACAACAACAAUAACAAUACCAAUAAGAAUCAUAAUAAUGCGCCCAUCUCGUAUGCGGACAUCGCACGCAACAAGCGCGAGCAGCUGGCCGCCAGCGAGGACAACGAUGCCGGACACGAUGGCCAGGGCGCAACCACAGGCUCAUCCCUGUUGCUGCUGGACAACAACAACAGCAGCAGCAGCACGAACAACAGCAACAGCAGCAGCAGCAGCAAACAGCGCGCCGCCAAGUCAAAGGCGCGUCCCGACUUUCCAGAGCUGCCAAGCGCCAUGGCCGCCAAUAUAACAACAGCAACAGCAGCGGGCGCUGCAACAGCAACAGCAGCCGCAACAGCCGCUGUGCUCAUCAGCUACUCGCAGAGCCUGAGCAAAUUGCUGGCGCACAGCAACAGCAGCGAGGCCGAGGAGCAGCAACAAUUGCAGAGCACAGCAGCUGUUGCGCCCACAGCAGCAGCAGCAGCAGCAGCAGGAGCAGCAGCAGCAGCAACAUCAUCAAACACAACAAAUGCCACCUCGAAUCAACAGCAGUCAGCGCCGCCAGCGCUGCAAAAGUCCAAGAGUGUCGAGCACGAUGCCCGCGGCAACAGCAGCAGCAGCAGCAGCUACAGCUUCAACAGCAGCAAUCUGGACUUGCAGUAUCCGGCGCUGGAGAAGACUGUGAAGCGGCACAGCGUCAACUAUGUGUCGCUGCCUUCGGCCAUCAGCAGCAACAUUAAUUUUGCUGCAGCUGCCAAGCAACAGCAGGAGAAGGAGAAAGAGAAGGAAAAGGAAAAGGAGAAGCUCAGCCAAGAUGUGACGACAGCAGCAACAGCAGUAGCAACAGUUGCUGCUGCUACAGCAACUACCUCAGCCAAGGCUAAGAGCAAGCCAAAGGAACUAUCACCUGGCAGCAGCAGCAGCUGCAACAGCAGCAGCAGCAGCAACAGCAGCAACAGCAGCAACAGCAGCAACAGCAGCAGCAGCAGCAAGAAGGAGAAGAAGCCUAGUCAGGAGGAGCAAUCAACGUCGACGAUGACGACGUCGCCGCCCAUUAGCUUUAACACAUGCUGCCACAACAACAAGGCAACUGCAGCCACGCAGACGGAGGUGGCCAAGAAGCACAGCAGCUGCAACACUGUGGCCGCUGGCGUGCAGACAGCAUUGCCGGCGGGCAAUAGACCCGCUGUGAUUAUACUCAACGAUGAUCGCGACUCGGCGCUGGGCAGGCUCAACAACGAGUUCAUCUUUGGCGACUUCAAUGAGGACGAGCUGAAGCUGUUCGACGACGCCAGCGACAAGGAGGAGUCGGACGAGAAGCCCCAUCAGGUGGACAAGCAGCAGCAGACGACGCCGACAACAGCAACAGCAGCAACUGCAACAGAUUCCAGCUGUGACCAACAGCAACAGCAGCAGCAGCAACAGCAACAGUUGCAACUGCAGCUGCUUAACGAUUCGGGCGCCGCCUCCGAUUUGGUUAAUAGUUCGGCCUGCAUGGAUAUGCUGCUGAUCUCAGGGCAGGCGGCACAGUCGUCGCCCAAUGCCGCAGCCGCCAAUAACAGCUCAUCGACUUCGUCGACGCCAUCAUCGUCGGCUUCCUGCUCCACCUCCGCCUCCUCGUCGACGCUGAGCAGCGCCAGCAACGGCAAUGGCAAUGGCAACGGCAACGGAAGUGGCAAUGGCGGCAGCGCCGCCUUGCACUUGGCCAAUCAGUCGAGCGACAGCGGCAUCUAUGGCACUGCCAACAUAUCGAAUUCAGCUGCGGCCACCAUCAAGGAUCAGGUGAAUAAUUUCCUAAGCAAGGCCAGCGCCGGCAACGCCAAUGCCAAUGCCAGCGGCAACAGCCACAGCCGCAGCCACAGUCAUAGCCAUAGCAACAGCAGCAGUUGCAGCAGCUGCCAGGAUGAGCCGCUGCCCAUGCAACAGCUGGAGACAUGCAACGAUAUCGAGGCAGCAAUUAUUGCAGCUGCCCGCGCCGCUGCUGCAGCGGCCUCGUCGCGCAGCGGCAGCUGCAGUCGCAGCAAUUCACGCGAGCAGCCGGCGACAGUUGCUAACGCCAAGCCACGACCAGCUCUCUAUGGCACCUACGGCCUGGGCAGUGGAGUGCAUCCAGCAGCUGCUGCUGCUGACAAUGCUGUUGCUGCUGAUCAUCUCGAUGACGAGGACGAGGAGCAGCAGCUGCACGAGCUCAGCUUUAUGUCUGAUCUCAAAACGGAAUUCGGGGCGACGCCCACACCGCCCCAAUCAUCAUCAGCAACCACAACAACAUCAUCAUCAGCAACAAACAUGUCCGCACCACCGUCACGUCAAUGUCAAAUGUCCAACACGGAGCUCAUUGUGGACUACAUCAGCAGCUCCUGGAAUGCCAUCGUCAAUAGCAAAUACGUAGUGUUCUACACCGAUCAAGAGGAUUCGCAGCCGAUCUGAGCUUGAGGAGGAAACAACAAAGAACAAAUCAAAUUAAACAAAAGAAACGAAAACAAAAGAAAACAAAUCAAAUGAAAAGCAAAGCAAAGCAAAUGAAAGGAAAGCAAAGCAAAGCAAAGCAAAGCAAAAAUUGAAAACUAAAGCAAAAAACACAAAAAAAAUCAUUUUAUAUAUAUUAUGUUGCAUGUAUAAUUGUUGAGAGAAACCAUAGUCAGAAGUGCUGUUGUGCUGCUGGAUAUUGUUGCCACAAACACAAACACACACACACACACAGACACACAAACAAACCACACAUCAACUAUACACACACACAUAUGUAUAUAUGUAUAUGUAGCUAUAUAUAUAUGUAUAUAUAUAUGCAUAUCUAUAUAUCUAUAUAACUUUAUAUAUUUGCUAUAAAAAAUACGCUUCUUAAGCUAAUUAUAAUUGUAAAAUUGUAAAAGCCCAACUAUUGUACCAUAUGCAUAUAUAUAUAUAUAUCUUUAUAUAUAUAUAUGUAUAUGUAUAUAUUCAAAUCACCAUUGGAAGCCUAACAGAAUAAACAAUAAACAACAAGAAAUAAACAACAACAAAUGUUUAACAACAAGCAACCGACACCAAGUCAAGUCAGCAAAAAUUGCGCA